Messenger RNA from Effrenium voratum, 911 nucleotides. NCBI's taxonomy places the organism in Eukaryota, Dinophyceae, Suessiales, Symbiodiniaceae. The record is from the annotation of a GenBank genome assembly.
UGCUCAAGGGACGACCCAGGAUGAGGUGAGCUCAGCAGAGUGUUGCCUCCAGGCGCGAUGGCUGCGGCUCCAAAGCCAACCUCCACAGCACGGGGGGUGCUGCCAGGCAUCCCUCACUAUGUCGACAGGGUCUCGGCCGAGUGCAUUUGGAAGGAGACCCUGGAUAAGGAGUGCAGGCUCUACCAGGAGGGCAGGGCACAGAACGCCGGGCCGCAGCCCUUUGUCAUGAACUUGGCCAACGCCCAGCGCUUGGGCGAUUUCAUGGCGCUGAAACACCGCCACAGCCGCCUCGAGAUCAUCGCCCCCAAGGUGGAGAAGAACACUCCGCAGGCCAUUAUGUCCGCCGAGGGUGACAAGAAUAGCUUUGACUACAACGCGCUGAUGCACAAUCAAAAGAUCCCCUGCGAGAAGUGGGACAUCCCCUGCACUCGAGCCCAGGAGAUCGGAUGGCUGAUAGCCACUGGCAGCAGUGCCGCAGCUGUAGAACAAAGCAAAGUUCGAAAGAGGUAUCCAGAGGCCGAGGCGCUUGGCAUCUGCAAGCCGCCGAAGAGCCGAUCCACGUCCAGUUUGGAGCGCAUUGACCGGGACUUGCCGCGAGCGCCCCCGGACACGCGGCUCCGGGAGCUGAACAACAACCGGUUCUACCGGCCAAAGACGUUCUGUGAAAUCACGCUCUACGCAGACAACUAUGUGUCCACGAUGCACGCCGAUCCGUUUAGCAAGUCCGGAUCUGGCCGUUAGAUGGUACCCGGCUUCGCUUUGCCCCCGCAUCGACAGGCUGUCCUUGUGUCCCUUGGGUCCGAAGCUUUGUGACUGAGUCAGAUGGCCUCAGCCCUUCAAAGAAAAAGAGGAAGCGUCUCAAUGCGUCUCACCUCCGCUCUGGCCAAAGGCCAGCUGUCAAGCGGUGCUGC